Molecule: messenger RNA, 1443 nt
Organism: Chrysochloris asiatica (Cape golden mole)
Lineage: Eukaryota; Metazoa; Chordata; Mammalia; Afrosoricida; Chrysochloridae
Gene: UBA5
Product: ubiquitin-like modifier activating enzyme 5
Exons: 12
Coding region: 232-1443 (403 amino acids)
Biological process (GO): protein ufmylation
Cellular component (GO): cytoplasm; cytosol
Molecular function (GO): UFM1 activating enzyme activity
Source: RefSeq, a predicted model, not a curated record
GAGGAGGAGCUUUGACGGCAGCGCACCGGAAGCAGUACGGUAGGAGGCCCGCUGGACCCGGGAGACGUGUCUUUCUCGGAAACACUGGAGGUACCUUCCGCGGCUCUGGUUUAAAGCGGCGACUAGGCGCGUUUUCAUUGUACCCAUCGUGGGAGCAGCCGGCCGAGCAGCGUGGGGCGGCGGCGGCGGCGAAGGCCGGGACUGGGGGCGUUGGCGGCCGGAGUCCCAGCCAUGGCCGACUCUGUGGAGCGUCUGCAGCAGCGGGUACAGGAAUUGGAGCUGGAAUUGGCCCAGGAGAGAAGUCGGCGGACCUUAGGGGGCGGAGAUGGAGGGUGCGGCCGGGCCCGCAUCGAGAAGAUGAGUCCGGAGGUGGUGGACUCCAACCCUUACAGUCGCCUGAUGGCACUGAAGCGAAUGGGAAUUGUAAAUGACUAUGAGAAAAUCCGAACCUUUGCUGUAGCAAUAGUGGGUGUUGGUGGAGUUGGUAGUGUGACUGCCGAAAUGCUGACGAGAUGUGGCAUUGGUAAGUUGCUACUUUUUGACUAUGACAAGGUGGAACUGGCCAAUAUGAAUAGACUUUUCUUCCAACCACAUCAAGCAGGGCUAAGUAAAGUUCAAGCCGCAGAACAUACUUUGAGGAACAUUAAUCCUGAUGUUCUUUUCGAAGUACACAACUACAAUAUCACCACAGUGGAAAACUUCCAACAUUUCAUGGAUAGAAUAAGUAAUGGUGGAUUAGAAGAGGGAAAGCCUGUUGACCUCGUUCUUAGCUGUGUGGACAAUUUCGAAGCUCGAAUGACAAUAAAUACAGCUUGUAAUGAACUUGGACAAACUUGGAUGGAGUCUGGCGUCAGUGAAAAUGCAGUUUCAGGGCACAUACAACUCAUAAUUCCUGGAGAAUCUGCAUGUUUUGCGUGUGCUCCACCACUUGUAGUUGCUGCAAAUAUCGAUGAAAAGACUCUGAAACGGGAAGGUGUUUGUGCAGCUAGUCUUCCUACUACUAUGGGAGUGGUUGCAGGCAUCUUGGUACAAAACGUGUUAAAGUUUCUGUUAAAUUUUGGUACUGUGAGUUUUUACCUUGGAUACAAUGCAAUGCAGGAUUUUUUCCCUACUAUGUCCAUGAAGCCAAAUCCUCAGUGUGAUGACAGAAAUUGCAGGAAGCAGCAGGAAGAAUACAAGAAAAAGAUAGCCACACUGCCCAAACAGGAAGUUGUUCAUGAAGAGGCGGAGAUAACACAUGAAGAUAACGAAUGGGGUAUUGAGUUGGUAUCUGAGGUUUCAGAAGAGGAACUGAAAAAUUCUUCAGGUCCAGUUCCUGAGUUACCUGAAGGAAUUACAGUGGCAUAUACAGUUCCCAAACAGCAAGAUUCUGUACCUGAAACAACAGUAGAAGAUUCUGGGGAAAGCUUGGAAGACCUCAUGGCCAAGAUGAAGAAUAUAUGA